This is a messenger RNA of Diceros bicornis minor, 7748 nucleotides long. RefSeq names its product FES proto-oncogene, tyrosine kinase (gene FES). Bases 5669 to 7729 code for a protein of 686 amino acids. Gene Ontology annotation, molecular function: ATP binding; non-membrane spanning protein tyrosine kinase activity. NCBI's taxonomy places the organism in Eukaryota, Metazoa, Chordata, Mammalia, Perissodactyla, Rhinocerotidae. The transcript has 14 exons. Gene Ontology annotation, biological process: cell adhesion; peptidyl-tyrosine phosphorylation; regulation of mast cell degranulation. The record is from RefSeq and is a predicted model, not a curated record.
ACGGCCUCAGCAUGGCUGGAGAAGCAGUGCGUUGGUGUGCGCCCAGGAUCCGAACCUGGGACGCCAGCAGUGGAGUGCGCGCACCUAACAGCCAAGCCAUGGGGCCGGCCCCUGUAGUAUAUUUUGAAGUCAGGGAUUGUGAUGUCUCCAGCUUUGUUCUUUUUUCUCAGGAUUGUUUUAGCUAUUCGGGGUCUUUUGUUGCCCCGUAUGGAUUUUAGUAUUCUUUGUUCUAUUUCCAUGAAAAAUAUCUUUGGGAUUCUGAUUGGGAUUGCAUUGAAUCUGUAGAUUGCUUUAGGUAGUACGGACAUUUUAACUAUGUUUAUUCUUCCAAUCCAUGUGUAUGGGAUAUCUUUCCAUUUCUUUAUGUCAUCAUCCGUUUCUUUCAAUAAUGUCUUAUAGCUUUCAUUGUAUAGGUCUUUCACCUCCUUGGUUAAAUUUAUUCCUAGAUAUUUUAUUCUUUUUGUUGUGAUUGUAAAUGGGAUUUUCUUCUUGAGUUCUCUUUCUGUUAGUUCAUUAUUAGAGUAUAGAAACGCAACUGAUUUCUGUAAGUUGAUUUUGUACCCUGCAACCUUGCUGUAGUUGUUGAUUAUUUCUAAUAGUUUUCCAAUGGAUUCUUUAGGGUUUUCUAUAUAUAAAAUCAUGUCGUCUGCAAACAGCGAGAGUUUCACUUCUUUGUUGCCUAUUUGGAAUCAUUUUAUUUCUUUUUCUUGCCUAAUUGCUCUGGCCAAAACCUCCAGUACUAUUUUGAAUAAGAGUGGUGAGAAUAGGCACCCUUGUCUUAUUCCUGUUCUCAGAGGAAUGCCUUUCAGUUUUUCCCUGUUGAGCAUGAUGUUGGCUGUGGGUUUGUCAUAUAUGGCCUUUGUUAUGUUGAGGUAUUUUCCUUCUAUACCCAUUUUGCUGAGAUUUUUAUCAUAAAUGGGUGUUGGAUCUUGUCAAAUGCUUUCUCUGCAUCUAUUGAGAUGAUCAUGUGGUUUUUAUUCCUCGUGGUGUAUCACAUUGGUUUUUAUUCAAUGUGGUGUAUCACAUUGAUUGAUUUGCAGAUGUCGAACCAUCCCUGUGUCCCUGGUAUAAAUCCCACUUGAUCAUGGUGUAUGAUCUUUUUAAUGUAUUGCGGUAUUUGGUUUGCCAAUAUUUUGUUGAGGAUUUUUGCAUCUAUGUUCAUCAGUGAUACCGGCCUGUAAUUUUCCUUCUUUUUAUUGUCCUUGUCUGGCUUUGGUAUCAGGGUGAUGUUGGCCUCACAGAAUGUGUUAGGAUGUCUUCCAUCUUCCUCUAUUUUUUGGAAUAGUUUGAGAAGGAUAGGUAUUAAAUCUUCUUUGAAUGUUUGGUAAAAUUCUCCAGAGAAGCCAUCUGGUCCUGGACUUUUAUUUUUGGGGAGGUUUUUGAUUACUGUUUCAAUCUCUUUACUUGUGAUUGGCCUAUUCAGAUUGUCUGUUUCUUCUUGAUUCAGUUUUGGGAGGUUGUAUGAGUCUAAGAAUUGAUGUUUCUUCUACAUUGUCCAAUUUGUUGGCAUAUAGUUUUUCAUAGUAUUCUCUUAUAAUCCUUUGUAUUUCUGUGGUAUCUGUUGUAAUUUCUCCUCUUUCAUUUCUAAUUUUAUUUAUUUGAGCCUUCUCUCUUUUUUUAUUAGUGAGUCUGGCUAAGGGUUUGUCAAUUUUGUUUGUUUUCUCAAAGAACCAGCUCUUUGUUUCAUUGAUCCUGUCAACUGUUUUUUUGGUUUCAAUUUCAUUUAUUUCUGCUCUAAUUUUUACUAUUUCCCUCCUUAUGCUGACUUUGGGCUUUGUUUGUUCUUCUUUUUCUAAUUCUGUUAGGUGUAGUUUAGGGUUGCUUAUUUGGGAUUUUUCUUGUUUGUUAAUAUGGGCCUGUAUUGCUAUGAGUUUCCCUCUCAGGACUGCUUUUGCUGCAUCCCAUAUGAGCUGGUAUGGUGUAUUUUCAUUUUCAUUUGUCUCCAGAUAUUUUUUUAUUUCUCCUUUAAUUUCUUCAAUGAUCCAUUUGUUGUUCAGUAACAUGUUGUUUAGUCUCCACAUUUUUGUCACUUUCCCAGUUUUUUUCUUGGAGUUGAUUUCUAGUUUCAUAGCAUUAUGAUUGGAAAAGAUACUUGUUAUGAUUUCAGUCUUCUUAAAUUUAUAGAGGCUUGCCUUGUUUCCCAACAUAUAGUCUGUCACUGAGAACGUUCCAUGUGCACUUGAGAAGAAUGUGUAAUCUGCUGUGUUUGGAUGGAGUGCUCUCUAUAUAUCUAUUAAGUCCAUCUCAUCUAGUUUUUCAUUUAAGUCCACUGUUUCUUUAAUGAAUUUCUGUCUGGAUGGUCUAUCCAUUGAUGUAAGUGGGGGGUUAAAAUCUCCUAUAAUUAUUGUGUUGUUGUUAAUAUCUCCUUUUAGGUUUGUUAAUAGUUGCUCUAUGUACCUUGGUGCUCCUGUGUUGGGAGCAUAUAUGUUUAUAAGUGAUAUGUCUUCUUGGUGGAGUGUCCCUUUUAUCAUUAUAUAUUGCCACUCUUUGUCUCUCAUUACCUAUUUUAUCUCGAAGUCUACUUUGUCUGAUAUAAGUAUGGCAACACCUGCUUUCUUUUGUUUGCCGAUAGCUUGGAGUAUUGUCUUCCAUCCUUUCACUCUGAGCCUGUGUUUGUCUUUAGAGCUGAGAUGUGUUUCCUGGAGGCAGCAUAUUGUUGGAUCUUGUUUUCUAAUCCAUCGUGCCACUCUGUAUCUUUUGAUUGGAGAAUUCAAUCCAUUUACAUUUAGAGUGGUUAUUGAUAUAUGAGGGCUUAAUGUUGCUAUUUUAUCACUCAUUUUCCAGUUCUUUUGCAUUUGCUUUGUUUCUCCUCCCAUGUGUUUCAGACUACUCAUUCAGUUUGGUAGUUCUAUGUGGUGGUUUUCUUAGUUUUCUCUUUAUUGGUCGUAUGUGUCUCUGUUCUGAUUAUUUGUUUAGUGGUUACCAUGAGGUUUGUAUAAAAAAUCUUGUAGAUGAGAUAGUCCAUUUCCUGAUGGCCCCUUAUUUCCUUAGACUAAGUUGGUGCCAUCUCUUUCCUAUUCCCCUUCUAAGUAAUUAUUGUCACAACUUAUUCCAUCUUGUGUUGUGAGUUUGUGUUUAAAGUGAUGCGGUUAUAUUUAUUUUUGGUGUUUUCCUUCCCUUAAUCUUUGGUGUUAUAAUUAACUGUUUGCUAACCUAUUCUGAUAGAGAGCUGCAAUUUUCCUGAUUUUGCCUACCUGUUUUUCUCCUUGCACAAAGCUUUGUAUCCCCUUUCUCUUUUUUUUUUUUUUCAGGCAAGAGAGCCUUCUUGAGUAUUUCUUGCAGGGGGGGUCAUGUGGCAAUGAACUCCCUUAGCUUUUGUUUAUCUGGGAUAGUUAUUAUUUCUCCAUCAUAUCUGAAGGAUGUUUUCACUGGAUAGAGUAUUCUUGGCUGAAAGUUUUUGUCUUUCAGAAUUUUGAAUAUAUCAUUCCGUUCUCUCCUAGCCUGUGAAGUUUCUGCUGAGAAAUUGGCUGAGAUCCUGAUAGGAAUUCCUUUGAAUUUUAAAAAAAAUUUUUUUUGUCUUGCCGCCCCUCAUAUUUUUUCUUUAUCAUUGACUUCUGCCAACUUUACUACUGUAUGCCCUGGUGAGGGUCUUUUCAUGUUGAUAUAUUUAGGAGGUCUAUUGAUUUCAUGCACUUGUAUUUCCAGCUCCUUCCCCAGGUUUGGGAAGUUCUCAGCUGUUAUUUCUUUGAACAAGCUCUCUGCUCCUUUUUCCCUCUCUUCUCCCUCUGGAAUACCUAUGAUCCUUAUGUUGCAUUUCCUAAUUGAGUCAGAUGUUUCUCAGAGACUUUCUUCAUUUCUUUUUAGUCGUGGUUCUCUCUCCUCCUCCAUCCGAAACAUCUCUGCAUUCCUAUCCUCAAUAUUGCUAAUUGUUUCCUCCAUAUUGUCAGCUCUGUUCUUUAAAGAUUCCAGAUUUUUUUUAUGUCCUCCAUUGUGUUUUUCAUUUCCAACAUUUGCUUUUUCUUUAUAGUUUAAAUGUCUUUUGUGAAGAAGUUCCUGAUUUCAUUGAAUUGUCUAUCUGUGUUUUCUUGUAGUUUGCUGAGCUUUUUUAUGAUAGCUAUUUUGAAUUCUCUCGUUUAGGUUAUAAAUUUCUGUGCUUUCAGGAUUGAUUUCUGGGUGCUUGUCAUUUUCCUUCUGGUCUGGAGAUUUAAUAUAUUUUUGCAUACUGCUUGAGGGCAGUAUGAGGUGAAUGGAUACAUGAGACUGGGCUUAUUGUUCCUCAUUCUGAAAAUAUCUGGUUGCAGCUUCUACCUGCCGCCACUAGGCUGUGAGAGAACUUGGAGAGGGACAGUUUUUCCACGGAGGACCAUCCCUUCCCCCUCUCUCUCAGAGAGCUGCGCUGUCCACGUCCCAGGGUUGCUGUCGUUGGGGAAGGAGAGGAGUUCUCCUUACCUCCUUCCACUUCCUCUGGGGGUACCAGCACCUCCACCUUCAGAUGUAAGGCUGUGUGGGUUUCUCAGACCUCUUUUGUGUUGUGUGAACGUCCUCUGUUGGUAUAUGAAUGUCCUUUUUGUUGUAUCCUAGCAGAGGAGAGUCUAAGGGGGAAAGCUCACUCUGCCAUGAUGCUGAUGUAAACUCGAGUUUACAGUUUUAAACAGAGUGGUCUGAUGAGAGCCCCGGAGGUGCAGGAGGGAGCUGGGGGGGUUUGGAGAAAGGCCAUUCCAGAAGGAGGGAACAGCAGGUAUGCAGGCCCUGAGGUGGGAAAGUGCCUGAAAUCAAGGAAUAGCAAGGAAGCCAGUGUAGCCCAUGCAGAGUGGGGGGAGGGCAGAGUUUGGGGGGCUGCUGGAUAUACAGCAGGCCAUUGUGAGGACUUUGGCUGUGUUGAGAAUGGACUUCAGGGCACAAGGACAGGGGCAGAGACACUGGACAGGAGGCUAUUGCAGUAAUCCAAACCACUUGGACCAGUGGCAGUGGAGGGGAGAAGUGGUCAGGUCCUGGAUAUAUUUUGAAGGUGGAGCCGGUGGGAUUUCCUUAUGGACUGGAAGUGGGGUGUGAGAUAGAGGAAUCAAGGAUGACUCCAAGGAUUUGGCCCCAAGCACCUGGAAGAUGGAGUUGUCAUUAACUUAUGUGGAGGAGGCUAUGGGAGAAACAGGUUCAGGAGACAAGAGCGGGAGUUCAUUUUUCAAGUAGUGGAGUUUGGGUGUGUAAGAGAUGUCCAACAGAAUGUUUUGAGCAGGUGAAUGGAUACAUGAGACCGGAGCUCUGGGUAUGUGCUGGGAUCGGAGAUGUAAAUGCGGGGUCAGCAGCGCCUCAGUGGUGUGUGCGUGUAUCGGAGCCCUAGAGCCCCAGCUGUUGGGCUGGCUGCCCAGGGCAGGCAUGAUUGCAGCUCAUGUUUAGCAAGCACUUCGUAUGUACCACACACUCUGCACACAGGAUCUCACUGGGUCCUUAUUGAGACUCCCAGCAUCCCCAUCAUACGUAUCAGGAAGCGAAGGUCAGGGAGACGUUAAGUAAUUUGCCUAUGGUCUUUUGACUGGCAAAUGACGAGGUGGGGGUCCACGCCAGGGCUGACUCCAAACCCAGUGUCAUGGGCCCUGGGCUUCCCUGAGCCUUGCCCAGCCUGAGGCCCCUGUGACCAAGGGUCCUGUCUGGGGACAGGAAGGAGAUCCUGCAGGAAUACCUGGAGAUUAGCAGCCUGGUGCAGGACGAGGUGGUGGCCAUUCACCAGGAGAUGGCUGCAGCUGCCGCCCGCAUCCAGCCCGAGGCUGAGUACCAAGCCUUCCUGCGACAGUAUGGGUCCACACCCGAUGUCCCACCCUGUGUCACCUUUGAUGAGUCACUGCUUGAGGAGGGUGAACCGCUGGAGCCUGGGGAGCUGCAACUGAAUGAGCUGACUGUGGAGAGUGUGCAGCACACGCUGACCUCAGUGACAGAUGAACUGGCUGUGGCCACGGAGACAGUGCUCAGCCGGCAGGAGGUGGUCACUCAGCUGCAACGUGAGCUCUGGAACGAGGAACAGAACACCCACCCCCGGGAACGGGUGCAGCUGCUGGGCAAGAAGCAGGUAUUGCACGAGGCCCUGCAGGGGCUGCAGGUAGCACUGUGCAGCCAGGCCAAGCUGCAGGCCCAGCAGGAGCUGCUGCAGGCCAAGCUGGAGCAGCUGGGCCCCGGCGAGCCCCCGCCCGUGCUGCUCCUGCAGGAUGACCGCCACUCCACGUCGUCCUCGGAGCAGGAGCGAGAAGGGGGAAGGACGCCCACCCUGGAGAUCCUUAAGAGCCACAUCUCAGGAAUCUUCCGCCCCAAGUUCUCGCUCCCCCCACCACUGCAGCUUGUUCCAGAGGUACAGAAGCCCCUGCAUGAGCAGCUGUGGUACCAUGGGGCCAUCCCACGGGCAGAGGUGGCUGAGCUGCUGACACACUCUGGGGACUUCCUGGUACGGGAGAGCCAGGGCAAGCAGGAGUACGUACUGUCGGUGCUGUGGGAUGGCCAGCCCCGGCACUUCAUCAUCCAGUCUGCUGACAACCUGUACCGACUGGAAGGUGACAGCUUUCCCAGCAUUCCCUUGCUCAUCGACCACAUGCUGCGCUCCCAGCAGCCCCUCACCAAGAAGAGCGGUGUCAUCCUGAAUAGGGCUGUGCCCAAGGACAAGUGGGCACUAAACCACGAGGACCUGGUGUUGGGCGAGCAGAUCGGGCGGGGGAACUUUGGUGAAGUGUUCAGUGGACGCCUGCGAGCCGACAACACCUUGGUGGCAGUGAAAUCUUGUCGAGAAACGCUCCCACCAGACCUCAAGGCCAAGUUUCUCCAGGAAGCGAGGAUCCUGAAGCAGUACAGCCACCCCAACAUCGUGCGUCUCAUUGGCGUCUGCACCCAGAAACAGCCCAUCUACAUCGUCAUGGAGCUUGUGCAGGGGGGCGAUUUCCUGACCUUCCUCCGGACAGAGGGACCCCGCCUGCGGAUGAAGACUCUGCUGCAGAUGGUGGGGGAUGCGGCUGCGGGCAUGGAGUACCUGGAGAGCAAGUGCUGCAUCCACCGGGACCUGGCUGCUCGGAACUGCCUGGUGACGGAGAAGAACGUCCUGAAGAUCAGUGACUUUGGGAUGUCCCGGGAGGAAGCUGACGGGGUCUACGCAGCCUCAGGGGGCCUCAGACAAGUCCCUGUUAAGUGGACCGCGCCCGAGGCUCUCAACUAUGGUAUGUGGGCUGCAGGGCCUGAGGCUGGGCGUGGGUCUUGCUGGCUGCCUCACUCUGGCCCAUGGGCGUGGACAGCCCAUUCCCGAAGCCUCACCUCCUUGCAGGCCGCUACUCCUCUGAGAGCGACGUGUGGAGCUUUGGCAUCUUGCUCUGGGAGGCCUUUAGCCUGGGGGCCUCCCCCUACCCCAACCUCAGCAAUCAGCAGACUCGGGAGUUCGUGGAAAAGGGGGGCCGUCUGCCCUGCCCCGAGCUGUGCCCCGACGCUGUGUUCAGGCUCAUGGAGCAGUGCUGGGCCUAUGAGCCCGGGCAGCGGCCCAGCUUCAGCACCAUCUACCAGGAGCUGCAGAGCAUCCGAAAGCGGCAUCGGUGAGGCUGGGAGCUGCGUCUCAAGCCAGUGGCCUCUGCAAGCGGGGCUGUACCUCCUCACCAGCUCCUGCUUUCACCGUUGGACACUGUUCACAGGCCUGGACUCCAGCCAGCAGCAUCUGUGCUGCUGGCAGGGAUGCGGCUCCAUGUCUGCUGUGCAUCCCUGCUCCUGCCAGGGCUCCCUCUUCCAGGCAGAAAUAAUAAAACCACUUGUGCCCAUCAAGUGCUCUUAGCAUGUAUGCUCCUCUGGAG